AUGGCGAUUUUUGUCAUGGCUACUCCUCACCCGAAGCAGCCUUACGCAUCUUCUUCUCCUACUCCUCAGGAUAAAGGAAGAGCUUGUAGAUACACAGGUCAAGCAGUGAGAGCUUUACCGAUACGUGUGGUAACAGUGGGGAAAAAGAGAUCAGAAGGUGUUCGACUCUUGGUCGAUGAGUACAAGACUAAGCUUAAACCUUAUUGCUCUUUUGAAGAUUCUUUGGUUCGUUCCAAUCCUCGUAAUGCUCAGGAUGUUAGAGCUCAGGUUGAGGAUGAGGAUGUGGCUCUGAUGAAGCUUGUUGGGUCUGAUGAUUGGGUUGUGGUGCUUGACGAGAGAGGCCGUGACGUUGAUUCAGAACAGAUGGCUGAGUUACUAUGGGAUGCUGGCAAUAGUGGAGCUUCGAGGAUAUCGUUUUGUAUAGGUGGAGCUUAUGGACAUGGAGGAGAAGUGAGGAAGCGAGCUAAUGUGACCAUUAGACUGUCUUCCAUGGUCCUAAAUCAUCAGAUAGCUCUUGUUGUACUUAUGGAGCAGCUUUACAGGGCAUGGACUAUUCUCAAGGGGCAAAAUUACCAUCAUUGAGAGGGUGCAUGAAUCUACUCUUUGGGUUUUUUUUUUUUUUUUUUGCGUUCUCUUGUAUAGAGAUACAUUGUUAUAUAUAGCUUCUCCGCAGAUAGCUGUAUCAGAGAUUGUUUUUGAACGUCGAACCUUUGCAAGCCAAUUUUACUUGCUUCUGAUCAAGUUCAUAUAUUAUGGUCAUCAUUGAGUGGGACGUCUGUUCUUGUUUGUUG
Eruca vesicaria subsp. sativa (arugula) is the source of this 791-nucleotide messenger RNA. Lineage: Eukaryota; Viridiplantae; Streptophyta; Magnoliopsida; Brassicales; Brassicaceae. The record is from the annotation of a GenBank genome assembly.